CUUACUAAAAACUAGAAAUUAUAGGCAACUGAAUAUAGAAUUAUUUUAAAAAUAUAAGAUAAAGAAAACAAACACAGAAGAGUCCACAAUUUCAUCUGUGAAGCUCCCAGGCUAGCAGACAGAACGUAUUUUCAUCUGGGUGAAUUUCAUUUGAAAUUUGCCUCCUCUUCUGGCCAAUGGGAACUUUGAGUUUCCCAGAAAGAAGCAUAUUUUACUUUGAUUUUCCAGAAAAUCUCCCACAAUCAUAAUGCACUGAUGAUGGUGUAAGCCCCAAGAAAUACUGUCUUUCUCUGUCCUUCUAGGACUCAGAGGAUAGAAUGAAUCCCAAUCUCCUCUUUUAAAUCCCUAUUUAUGCAUGCACAUCCAAUUUAGCAGGAGAUUUGCAAGUCCUUACCUGAGACAGAAAGACUUGAAGGUCAUAGGUGUAGCAGAAGGCAAGACAUGAUUUAGAACUUCUGCCCUUCACACCCUUAUGGCCAUGAAAGGGAAGCAGCCACAGAGGGCCCCAGGAGCACACAAGGCUCCCCCACCAGAGGAGGACAAUCCCAGGGUUAGAUGUUGGAAAUGUGGGGCCUUUGGGCACAAGGCAAGCAGCCUCAGGUGUCCCAUGAAGCGUCAAAGUGGGGCUUUAGCCCCCCAUGCCCUGGGCUCCAAGGAUAUGAAGGAGAGCCAGAAUCCUUGGAAUCCGAGGGACCUGUGGAACGGAGGGCCCUUGAACAAGGCUGCUAGGUUAACCCAGCAGAGAGUUCGGAAUGAAGAACACAGACAGGAUCUUCAUCAGAAAUUACAACAGAGAGCCCGAGGAGGGCCCCAGCACAACUGGAAGGACAAGACAGAACCCUGUGACUACAUGCGGGUGAGAUGCUGGAACUGCAGGGAAUUUGGGCAUAAGGCAAGCAGCCACAGGUGUCCACUGAAGCAGAGGAAUAGGGCCCUAGCCCCCCAGGCUAUGGGCUCCAAUAAGAUGAAGGAGAACCUGAAUCCACGAAAUCCCCAGGUUCAGCAGAACCCAGGAUGCUUUAACAAGGCUGCUAGGAAGACUGAGCAGAGAGCAUGUCAGGAAGAACAGAGACAAGACCCUUGCUGGAGACUUCCCUGGAGACCCACACGCAGGCCCCAGAAAAAUGGGAAGGAAGAGAAAGAACGCUGUGCCUAUGAUCUACACAAGCUAAGACCUGAUCAUACCAAGAUGAAAUAUGUGGGAGACCCUGAUCUCACCACUUGUUCACCAAAAAGGAAACAUGUCAUGACAUCUAUAGCACCUCCAAUCAAAGGUGUUGAGAGAAGUGCCUGCUUACCUUCUGGAUCAAAGAAUGGGCAGGAAAGGCCGGUCACAGACUCCCCUCAGACAGAAGGCACACACUUCGUCCAGGAUCCCACCCAUAGUGUCCAUGAGAAGGAUGACAGACCCCACUCUGCCUUCAUGAUCCAGGGCCUGGACCAAACACUCAUCCACCAGCCACAUGACAAAUUCCCUGAUGGGAACUCACACAGCAUCCAACAUGCUUCUGCACACAGUGUGGGCCAGGACUCUGAUCUCAUCAUCAAGGUGCCUGGCAAGAGAGCUGCCAGGACCUCCAGCCAGACCUGCCAGAAGCCCACAAAGAAAUCCAGACUCAGCCCCUGUGUGAAGAGCACACAGAGUCCUGACCUCCAGCCUCUGCACCAGGGCCCUCCCAUCAAGACUCUCCAGCCCUUCCAGCUGUCUCCAUUCCCACCAAUUCCAGGCCAGCUCCUCAGUAAGGUCUUCAUGACAUUAGACAAAGGCCAGUGGAGCAACAGACACAUGACACCUCCAUCCCUGCCUCCUGAGAAGCUCAGCACUCCUGCUCAGAUUCCUUAUACCCCAGAGAAGUCAGAGGCACUCUGUCCCUGUGUCCCUUUGAGUGUCCUCCUUGAGGCCCUUCAGCUUUCCUCUUCCUCUAAAGAAGGUGAUGGCCAGUGAGACACUCCAUGUCAGGGAAGACAUGUUUUCAGCCCCUGGAGUUGCCUGAGGAACUGAAGAGUGGAAAUCACUGGGAGCAAAAGUUUCUGGGAAAUCAGUGCUUCCCUUUUGUUCUGUGUGGACAGAUGGUGGGAAAUCUAAUUAUGCUUGGGGCACACAGACCCAGUUAUUGCUCUUUUAAUUUAUGUAGGUAUAGUGAUAUUUUAUAAGAAACUAUAGUUUGUGCUAAUUGAACUGGAAAGGGAAGUAGAGUUUUAGAAAUUUCAUCCAUUGUAAAAUUAAGCUAAGUUACAAUAAUUAUCCUUAAAGUUGAUUGGGAAUAGGAGGCUGUGUAAUGAAUUUGUAUUAGGUGUGCACCUGUGUGCUUUGGGGAACCUGGGACAGAGCCACCUGUGUAGUCUGUAGAUUUGAAGCAGCACCUGUUGUCCUGAGAUGAGAUUGUUUCACGCUACUGUGUUAUCUCAAUGGAAAUUAGGAGGGGGACCCUUCCCAUGACUUUGCAUCUUUGAUUUAUGGAAUGUCAUAUUAAAGCUUUGUUUUAAAUAUAGUUUGUGUUUGGCAUCAAUAAAACUUUGCAAAAUA
Molecule: messenger RNA, 2527 nt
Organism: Pipistrellus kuhlii (Kuhl's pipistrelle)
Lineage: Eukaryota; Metazoa; Chordata; Mammalia; Chiroptera; Vespertilionidae
Product: putative protein FAM90A20P
Exons: 7
Coding region: 473-1945 (490 amino acids)
Molecular function (GO): zinc ion binding; nucleic acid binding
Source: RefSeq, a predicted model, not a curated record